Messenger RNA from Anopheles arabiensis, 3151 nucleotides. RefSeq names its product epoxide hydrolase 4-like. Gene Ontology annotation, molecular function: hydrolase activity. The transcript is spliced from 7 exons. Lineage: Eukaryota; Metazoa; Arthropoda; Insecta; Diptera; Culicidae. The coding region runs from base 1580 to 2842 and encodes 420 amino acids. The record is from RefSeq and is a predicted model, not a curated record.
GGCCAGUGUACGCGGUGCUGCCGAAGCGUUACGUUCGUCGAGCAUGAAGCCGCUCGUGCGCCAUAAGCUGUUAAAUUAAAUUAAACUCAUAAGGGAAGCACCCGAAGCCACCUUACGCCAGCAGUUAGAUGGUCUGGGGCGAACUGUUGUUACACAUUACCAAAUCUCGUGUGCGGUGUGCUUCGUUCGACUCUUCUUGUGCGAAAGGUGGUUGUUUUGCUUUUUGCGUUCUCGUCGACGCUGCGUUGCUUCCUUCCAUCAACGUGCAACCCGCGUGUGCCCAUCAACCAUGGCAGGAGGAAAACGAGCAUGAACGGCGCGCAGCAGGCGUCGUUGUCUAUUGCUAGUCCAUGCGUUCAUGCGGAGCGUGAAAGGUGAAAUUCAACUCUGGACGUGCAGAUGUGGAACAAAUACUGCCCAUAAAAGCACGCGCAGCCCCGUGCAGUGAACGUGAAAAUCGAUGCCGCGAUAAGCGUCCAGAAUCUUUGCCCCGAGAAUUCGUUUCCUUUCGCAGUGCGUGCGUGUGUGUUUGUGCGUCUUUGAUGAAAAUGAAGCCCGUUUAGUGGAUGGAUCGGACAUUCGGUGGGCACUGUUUGUUGGCCGUUAUCGCGCCGUCGGUUUUCGCUCACAGUAUAUGCACAGAGGUUAAUCGCGGGCCGCUGGAAAUCAUUUGGACAGUUUGGCUAUAUGGGCGCGUGGUGUUGUUGCGCCCGCGUGCUACGUGAAGCGCAGCUUCUGCGCUGACUACGGAUGGGCAUCGGCAUCGGAUGUUUCUCGUAGAUGGUGUAUGUGUGUGUGUGCGUGUUUGUUCCUUUCCACCGGUUAAAGUGCAUCGUGUUCCAGAACGGAAUCGGGCGAAAAAGAGAGAAAGAGAAAAGUGAGGCAAAAAAGCACAAGGGGUGUUUUUUGCGAAAGAAAAUAAUACACACUGCCAACGUCAUCAGCGUGUAACGCCGUGGCCAGGGAGAUAGUGAGAUCGACGGUCAGUAGCCAUCGGUGACCCGUGUCUGGAGGGUGCAACUGAAUGCAACCACUCUAAAUGGGAAACCAUCCCAGUCCGCCAUUCUCGUACGUGAACCGGCGCAGUGAACAACUUCAUUCUAAGGGGUGGCUUAUCAUCCCGGUGGUUCAAGUGCACAUGGAAUAGAGGUGAGGUGAGCAAGGUGUUAGGUCCCAUUCGCUAUAACAAGUGUGACGCAAUCAAACGAGCCUGUGUGUAUGUGUGUGUGUCUGUCUAAGCGGCAAACCCAAACUAUCAUCUGCUGACCAUCUACUCACCCGAUGGCAUCCAGUGACCGUUGGUGUCGUUGCCGGAGCAACACGUGCUAGUGUCACCGCUCGCCUGGAUUUACAUCGUGCGAUGCCGUACCGCGAUCGCGACUGUUUUUGUGUGAUUAGCGUAAUCUAUAAUUGCGGCAAAUAACCAGUCUCAGGUUCUAGCCGUGCGGGUUGCUGUGACAGCAUCGAGCAAAGCAUCGAAACAGGAACUACAGUGUAAAGUACGGCACUCUCUUACAUUCUAACCGCACAGUGCGGACAGUGUUUAGCAGCGAGGGCAUCUUUUACGUCCCGCUUAAAAAUGGGCAGUCAGAAGCGCGACUACGACGUGCUGGAGAUAGUGCCAAAGUGGGAGAUUACCAAGAUCUAUCUGCGAUGUCUGCUGGCCAACUUGACGAUACUGCUCAAGUGGCUUUACGAGAGUGUAAAGUGCAAGGUGAACCCGACCGCGAUCAUGCGGCGCACCAUCGAACGGACCGACUUCCCCAACAAGCCACCAAUCUUCAUGACCGACACCAACCUUGGCCGGCAUUCGUACGUGAAGCUUGAGAACACCAAACUACACUUCGUUGAGGCCGGUAGUCGCAGCAAUCCCAUCGUGCUGCUCUUGCACGGCUUUCCCGACUGUUGGUUCGGUUGGCGCUAUCAGAUACCGGAGCUGACACAUUAUUUUCACGUUAUCGCACUGGAUUUGAAGGGAUUCAAUGACUCGGACAAGCCGCACUGGCGUUUCGAGUAUACGCCGAAAAAGGUGUGCGAAGAUUUGCGCAAAUUCCUGAUCGCGAUCAGUGCCAAAAGUGUUUCCAUCAUUGGGCACGAUCUGGGAGCAACGAUUGGAUGGCUGUUUGCCCACACCAACCCUGAAAUGGUGGACAAGUUUGUAAGCGUUUCGACACCCCACCCGAAUCUGCUGUGGGACAAUCUUCCGAAAAGUUCACCCUUCAACCGAAACUGGUUAGAAUUUGUACAGCUACCAAUGUUGCCCGAGAUGGAGCUAAAGCACACGGCCGACAAACUGCUGCGCCGCUGUCACUCUCACGUUACAAAGGAAAAACUCUACUUAUCCGGCACGAACGGCACACUGACGAACAACCUGAUGGAGGCGUAUCUGUACAGCUUCUGCCAAACGGACGACUGGCGGGGACCGCUAAACUACUAUCGCAACUUUCUGUUCUACCGUGUGCGCGAUGGCGAGAUCCUGCAGUGCCCGUGUCUGAUCAUAACGGGGAACGACGAUCGGUUUUACAAGCUCGAGUCGGUAGUGAAGAGCUCAGAGUUUUGCGAGAACUUCAUUAUAAAAAUCAUCGAGCAGUGUGGCCGAGCACCGCACCAGGAGAUGGCGGCCGAGUUUAACAGCACGCUGCUAAAAUUUUUAAUAGGUAAAAAGUUCUCACAAAAACCCACCGAAGUGCAGCCGGCGCAAGCGCGAGGUCUGGUGGGUCGUAUGUUUGGAGGCAUUGGAACCGUUGCAAACAACACCGUAAAGCUGGGCAAUAAUCUACGAGAAACGUACGCGUUUGCAAAUCCGCUCAGUAAUGUUCCAAACUUUAUGAUAAAAGGAUAAGUAUGUGUGUCUGUGUCGUUUUUGUGCUACUACUUCUUCACCACUUCAAACACACAAAAAGAGCAGAGGUCUCUGGAACCUGUUGCGCUCAGAAUUAGUCAUUAAAUGGUGUGCUCCAUACGCUGUACAAUAUUUAACAUAAAAUCAUGUGCAAAGUGUUUCCAGCUAUGACUAAGAGUAUGUGUGUGAGUGUGUGAGUGUGUGCGUGUAUAUAAAUUAAGUAUCAUACAUUGACCUCCAUUGCUCAGAAAAUAACUUAAUAAGUUUAAUUAUAUCGGAACGCAAAUAAAGUAUCUACGUGUUUUGUAA